Molecule: messenger RNA, 1152 nt
Organism: Blastomyces dermatitidis ER-3
Lineage: Eukaryota; Fungi; Ascomycota; Eurotiomycetes; Onygenales; Ajellomycetaceae
Exons: 8
Coding region: 1-1152 (383 amino acids)
Source: RefSeq, a predicted model, not a curated record
AUGGAUAGUAUCUCUCCCAAACUGGAGGAAAGUCAUGGCACUGUUGCAGGAAACCGCUCAGAUGACGAGGCAAGGCAAGAUCCUGACAGGCACUUGGAUAUCAAGAAUAUAUGCCGGCACACCGCUCUACUAGGUAGAUACCAAACCGUCGGUAUCGACUGUGCCAACAUGACUUUCGCAAUCAACAGCCUCCUCAUUGAAAGCGCACCGCGGAAGUAUGCCACAAUCGCACCCAUCAGCGAAAUUCGAGGCUGGUUUUCAAACGUCACUAAACAUUCAUUGCUAGUGCGAGUUGGAGUGAUGGCCAUGAUAUUUUCUAUUGGUGUUAAAACAAUAGCAGUAGGAAGAAUAAUUGAUUGGAAAUACCCCGACGAUGUUACUCCUUCGAACAUGAUUACCUUCGAAGCAGCCCAUAUAUCCCCGCCUCCUGUUCCCCUGGUAGUGUCACGAAAUACGACCUUUGAGCCUCUCAAUGGAUUUCGUGGUGAGCGCAUUGAAUACGGCCGCACCGACUGCCAAGCCCACGAUAGAAAAAACAAUGGACGACAUGGAAGCAAGCUGGACACUACUACACAGCCACCAAACCAAGCUGUUCUGGACUUGAGAGAGACUACCGACCUAAUCACCAGGAUGUUGGAGGAUAUUGUGCGCGAGAAGCUGAGUGGUGCUGAGAGCCUAGGAACCUGUGAAGUUCUGAUCAAGAAGUGGAGGAUGAUUCUUACCCCUGCCAGUCUUCGCACAGAGUUAAGAGCACGACAAAUCAGAAAGAGCAUUGCAAAGGCAAAAGAACGCCGUGACAACCCCAAGAAAGAAUUCUGGCUCAAGAAGGUCAUAGUAAACUUCUGGCUUCCGUUGAGUAGCAAAAUCCCCUUUGUGAACUCCAUCAAGGAAAAGCAUCGCGAGAGACGAGCUGCCAGAGGCCCAUUCCAGCCAACCCCGAUGCCGCUUGAACAUGGCUUCGCUUACGCAUAUGCGACCCAAAAUGCCCCUGACCAAGACCCUGAUACCGACAGGUACAGCGAGGAAAGUGGAAGAGACAGUUUGGUUUCAGAUACGUCGUCUGUGAGGGAAGACAUGUUCCACCUGGACGGGUUUGAUAUUGUGGGCAACUGGAGAGAAUUCGAGAGACGAAUGGGUGCUAGUUAUAAUUAA